CAGCGCUCCUCUGUCCGACUGUUCUCGAGGAUCCUGGGCUGGGCUCGUCGUCGAGGCUUGGUCGCCACCUGCGGGGUGAUUGCCUCCUCCUGGGGGGAAAGGCGGGGAGUGUCACAGGCCGUGUGAAAAGGGGGUCUUUCUCUGUCUCGCGUCCCACCAGCCGCAUGGGAGGCACCUGGAAGGUCUGAGGGGCUGGGAGACAAGUUGCCGUGAAAAUGAUGCAUCCUGUUGCCAGCGGUAAUACUGCUUUCUGUGGGCCUGGCAAGGCUUCCUGCCUCAAUGAAGACAAUAUGAGAGCUGCUGAUCAAUUUGACUUAUAUUCCUCUCAACAAAGCAAAUACAGCCACACAGUCAGCCACAAACCAAUCGCUUGCCAGAGGCAAGACCCGCUAAAUGAAACACAUUUACAGGCUACAAGUGGCAGAAGCAUAGAGACAAAAGAUGAACUCAAGAAAAAGAAAAACCUCAGUCGAUCUGGUAAACGUGGCAGGCCCUCAGGGACCACCAAAUCAGCAGGAUACCGAACGAGCACAGGACGACCCCUUGGAACCACCAAAGCAGCUGGAUUUAAGACAAGUCCAGGCAGACCUCUGGGUACAACUAAAGCUGCAGGAUACAAAGUCAGCCCAGGGAGACCUCCAGGAAAAAAGCAGCAAGCCUUCAGGUGUUCCAGUGAUGCCUAACACAUAAUGAGCUGGACUUUAUGCUGUGCUUUACAGUAAGAGGUGUUGAAUUAUAUGUGGGGACUAUGUGUGCACUGGCAACUAAGACUUUGAACCUCAACAAUCUUAGCAUUGCACAGACCAUAUAGAACAAUUUUGAAUGGCUACAUAGAUUGAUUUGUAACCUAAUGGCAGCUAAAUUGCUACUAAACCAGGUUUUGAAUCUGGUCAUAUGUUCUAUUUCUUAACAAACUUAAAGUAUAAAAGUCUUAAUUAUUUACUUGGAACAUUAUAACUUCUGACACACAUGCUUUUACUGUCAUUAACACUCACAAUGUAAUUGUCAUUUAUUUGUUUCACAUGAUAAUGCCUAGCAGUGUUUUGAAAUUUUUUAAUUACUUUGGAAAACAUCGCUUUAAUUGAAUGAUCUAAUUGUGGGAAUGACACAUUCCACUAGCAAGGAUUUGGUUGCAUGUUGCCUUUAUACCACUUCUUCCUUUCCUGUCAAUUUCUUUUCAUGCUUGAUUUUGUUUUUCCUUUUGUGCAUCUACACAGUGGUGCUGUGUUGUGUGUCAGAAGACAAUACAGAUGUAUUAUUGUUACACUAGUAUAAUGGACUUUGUAUUCCAAAACAUUGAAAUGAUGAAAUCAGCUGAAGAAGAUAUGUUCAUUAUGGUGUUUAUUGAUGAUAUCAAGAAAAAAGGGGGGCAAUGCCAACAAUUAUAGAUAACACAAAUUAGAACCCUACUUUUGCAGUUCAUGUGAAGGGCUCCCUAGAGAAUUGGAUUUGUGCACUGACGAACAUCUCUUGAUUCCAGUUUCUUUUGAACAGUUUAUUGGUGCCAUGCUGAAGAGAAAGAAGUCUUAAGAGAAUGAAGUCUUAAAAUAUAAUUUGAUUCUAUAUAAUCUACCACGUACAUCCGUGGAUUUUUUUCUUUUUUGGUAACACUGUCUUUUGUCAUGAUAAACACUGAAAUAGCAUGUUAAAAACUGUCUAUAUUUGGAAUGGUCAGUGAGGAAGAAAAUGGCCUUCCCCCCAUGAUAUGAUUGUUUUUUGAGACGUGAAUUGCUCAUUUUAUUCUAUGUAACUCUGCUUUUCAUAAAAUAGGAUUCACUGUUCUGUAUUAACACUGUUGGUCAGAAUAUGAUCUAAAAUACAAGUAAGUUGUUCUAUUGUUUUUUUUCUCUUUCAGUAUAUUUUUAUGCCUUAUUUAUGAAUAAAUGAAUGCUUUAGUAUCUUAAGUAAGGAGCUAAUAAUAUGUUAAUUGCCCUUGAUUUGCCAACAAAAUGAAUUUUGCUUAAUUAAUCUUUAGGAUCUGAUGAUAAUACUUUCUCAAGUCUUGCACUGGAUAUUUAAAAAUAUUGGUACCACAUAUUGGCAGAAAAAAACACAUUGACAGGAGGCUGAUAUUUAAUAUUUUGGGUUCCGUUUUUAAAUUAGUUUUCAGAUUGACUAUUAAAAAAUACUGCACAUUAUCCUUACUUUUUAAAGGUAAAGAUUUUAUCCAAUUUGAUGAGUAUUUUGUAUGAACAAAUACUGAUUAUAUACACAAUCAUUCUAAAAUGGGAUCUGAUGAUCUUUAAAUUUCUUUAAAACAAAAACCCGUGAUCCAGUUGAUGAGUUAUUAGCCCAUUUUAAGGAUAACGUCAAAAUAUGAUGUAAAAAGAGAAUUUUACUUUUACAUAUUAAAAAGCUUUAAAGACAGAUAAUUCAGGUGCUUACAGUAGUAACUGCAACUCUGUACGUCAUUAUUAAUAGAUGUAUAGUAAAAUUUUAUCACACUUUUUCAGCAAAAUUGAAUAAUUCAGAACACUUAUUCAAAAGGUUUUUCAUUUCUGGAUGUUUUGUUCCCUCUAUAUUCUUAUAUUAUAGUACAUAUAUUUUUAAAUAUAGCUUUAACUAUAUGUUUAUAAACACUAGGAUGUAUUAGAAUCUUUCUCUUUUCUUUUUUGCAAGUAGAAUAUAUAAGCCUAUGAUUGCAAGUAUUAAUUUCACUUUUGAAAAUUAAAUGAUAUAGUAAAAUUACUGAAAUUUGUUUUGUAAUCAGACCACUUUGAUUCUUUAAUUUUUUACAGUUUGCUUUUCCCACAGAUAAUUAUGGAUGAAAUAAUUACCAAUUAAUUAAUAUCAGCACACUGUCCUCUGCUGUAAAAAGUCUGAUAGAUACUGUGUAUGUUUUUAUGUCCAUGAACUUGAGCUACUCGUGUGCAAUUAUGUGUAUAGGAAUGGAGUAGUGUUCAUGAUUUGUAUCUACAUCAUCAUAUGGAUGUAUAUUUAUUAAUAAAGUCAU
Molecule: messenger RNA, 2953 nt
Organism: Gracilinanus agilis (Agile Gracile Mouse Opossum)
Lineage: Eukaryota; Metazoa; Chordata; Mammalia; Didelphimorphia; Didelphidae
Gene: C2H5orf24
Product: chromosome 2 C5orf24 homolog
Exons: 3
Coding region: 216-683 (155 amino acids)
Source: RefSeq, a predicted model, not a curated record